AUGUCUUUGUCGCAGGCCCAGGAAGAUCUUCUUCGUCAACUCAAGACAAAUCACAAGACAGGUCUCUCAACAGACGAUGCAGCUGAGAGACGAGAAGAAGAUGGGUGCUUCAACGUGGUAGAUCCGCCAAUCAACUGCCCUGCUUGGGUUUGUUGUUUGCUGCCAUGCAUCAAAUCCAUUCCCAGCAUGAAGACCUUUCGAAUGAUCAAACCAGAAGACGCGGAGGUACUAAGGGACGGUCAUUGGAUCCGAUAUGAUGCGACGAGCCUAGUUCGAGGGGAUAUAAUAAGGUUGGAAGAAGGUGACAUUGUCCCUGCCGACUGUACUGUCCUAUCGGUUGAUGAUGGCCAAAUGCUCGUGGAUGGGCGUUAUGUCACUGGGGAGGACAAGCCCAGGAGCUGUGAGAAGAAUACCGCAACAAAUACAUUCAAACCAGUACAAUUGUUCCUCGGCUCGCAUGUUGUGCAAGGCUCUGGAGAGGCAGUGGUCACUGCGAUUGGCCCAAAUACAAAGCUCGCUACUGUGAUUCGAGAAAAGAGAUUUCCACCCCAAACAAACAUGACGGACGAAGUUGGCUACUCUGAUGAAGACCCUGAACAAGGUAUAAGUCUAGUAGCUCGUGAUGCCUGUUAG
Seminavis robusta is the source of this 633-nucleotide messenger RNA. NCBI's taxonomy places the organism in Eukaryota, Bacillariophyta, Bacillariophyceae, Naviculales, Naviculaceae. The record is from the annotation of a GenBank genome assembly.